AUGGCACUGAAGUUAUUCACCUGCUCAUCUCUGUUCCUGCUCUUUUUCUGGAUGAAGUUUUCCGCGCAACAACCUGCAGAGGAAUGGAAUAAACAGGCAAGAGACGCUAUCCUAAAUUCUAUAGAAUUGCAAAAUCUCAACACAAACAUUGCCAAAAACGUUAUAUUCUUUUUGGGGGAUGGCAUGGGCAUAUCUACUAUAACAAGUGCUAGAAUCCUGAAAGGUCAGAAUGAAGGUCAUCCCGGCGAAGAAACACAACUGUCGUUUGAUAAGUUUCCCCACGUGGCACUGGCCAAGACGUACAACACUGACCAGCAAGUAGCUGAUUCGGCAGGAACGGCCACAGCAUAUAUGUGUGGCGUGAAAAGUAAAGCCGGAACGAUCGGCGUGGAUGACAGGGUGCAAAAGGGGAAUUGUCAAUCAAUAAAGCACGCUAAAGUCAAAUCAUUUGUGGAAAUUGCCGCCGAUGAAGGAAGAUCCGCCGGGAUUGUAACCAGCGCCCGCAUAACCCAUGCGACACCAGCCGCAGCCUACGCGCAUGUGCCAGAACGGUCAUGGGAAAGAGAUGCACAGGUACCUGGAAAUGAAAGAGCCGCGGGUUGUACCGAUAUCGCCUCUCAACUCGUACAAAAGGCCCGCAAAUUUCAGGUGGUAAUGGGCGGUGGAAGGCAAGAACUCAUGCCAACGGCUCACGGAGAUCCCGAAUACAGUUACAGGAGAGGUAGUCGUGAGGAUGGGCGUGAUCUCAUCAACGAAUGGUUUCACUCGCUGCCAGACGGAACUGAUAACAUGUAUGUAGUGAACAGAGAACAGCUGCUUGACGUGGACGUUAACAAAACAGAUUAUUUAUUAGGCUUAUUUGAACCAAGCCAUAUGCUGUACCACGCUGAAAGAGAUACAGUAGGAGCUGGAGAUCCUAGUCUAGCUGAAAUGGUGCAAACAUCUAUCCAAGUAUUACGGAAGAAUGAAAAUGGAUUCGUCUUAUUCGUAGAAGCUGGUAGAAUCGAUCAUGCCCACCACAAGGCAAGAGCGUACUUAGCCUUGACAGAUACCCUUGCGCUAGAUGAAGCAGUGGCCAAAGCUAAGGAGAUGACGAACAACGAAGACACGUUAAUAGUAGUCACUGCCGACCAUAGUCAUACCAAUAGUAUAGGCGGCUAUCCUACCAGAGGAAAUCCAAUAUUAGGCAAAAACGAUAAGGAGAGGGCAAAAGAUGGUCUACAGUAUACAACUUUUUUAUAUGCAAACGGUCCAGGCGGUGAAGAAGUUCGCCAAAGUUAUUUAAAUCACGGACGAAGACCCGAUAUUGAACAUAUUGAUACAGGUGCGAAAGAUUACCGCCCGCAGGCAGCUGUUCCAUUGCAAGACGAAAGCCAUGCUGGAGAGGACGUUGCUGUGUAUGCGACAGGUGCAUUUGCUCAUCUUUUUCACGGCACACAGGAACAAAACUAUAUCGCCCAUGCCAUAAAAUACGCGGCAUGCAUUGGAGAAUAUGCGGAUCGUUGCAAUGCCAAAACAACUGCGCCAACUACGGUGGAGAAAACAACAACAAUUUCCACUGGUGUCACAGAAAAUCAUCGCAAAUACAAACCUGUAUCUACACAGUCGCCCAGGAAUGUGAACUCUACCGUGGUUGACUAUUUAGAUGAACAAGAUGACGAUGGACACUCAUACAAACCUGUCACUUAUUUACCACCCAAAGUUGAAAUCCAUUGUAUUAUGACGCCCUCAUCGUCAGUUUUACUCUUAGCAUCAUUUCCGAUAAUUAUUGUCACCCUAACAACGAGUUUCUAUUAUUUGUUCGUAUGA
Saccoglossus kowalevskii is the source of this 1809-nucleotide messenger RNA. RefSeq names its product alkaline phosphatase-like. Gene Ontology annotation, biological process: dephosphorylation. Gene Ontology annotation, molecular function: alkaline phosphatase activity. The record is from RefSeq and is a predicted model, not a curated record. NCBI's taxonomy places the organism in Eukaryota, Metazoa, Hemichordata, Enteropneusta, Harrimaniidae.